Messenger RNA from Cryptomeria japonica (Japanese cedar), 671 nucleotides. RefSeq names its product protein LEAD-SENSITIVE 1-like. Bases 67 to 657 code for a protein of 196 amino acids. The transcript is spliced from 2 exons. The record is from RefSeq and is a predicted model, not a curated record. Lineage: Eukaryota; Viridiplantae; Streptophyta; Pinopsida; Cupressales; Cupressaceae.
UCUCAUUAUAUAACCCUGUCAUCUUAUCCAACAAACCAGCGUUGUUAACGACUGAGAAGGAUUGAAAUGGGGAACGUUCCCGCCGGGCCGAGCAAGCCCAUUAAUGUCGUACUGAGCAGAAGUGAAAUAUUACCUGGGGAUCACAUUUACACUUCGCGGGGCGCUUACGACCACCACGGUAUUUAUAUUGGGGAGAAUCGAGUAAUACAUUUUCAAAAUUCCGUAGAAGGCACGUCGUUUGCAAGUUCUACUCACCCAUUCGGCCCAUGCUCUGUUUGCGGGUACCACAGCGGAAUGAGUGGAGUGGUGCUCACUUGCUUGGAUUGCUUUCUGCACGCCGGAAAUAUUUGUCGAUAUGAAUAUGGUGUAAAACCUGGCUUGUCUACUUUUCUUCCGGCAUCCCCCGAACGGAAAUGGUGUACGGCUGUGAGUUGUGAUCCCCCAGAAAUUGUAAUACGUCGUGCACGGGACCUUCUUAAAGAUGGGUUUGGAACUUACAAUCUCCUCUGGAACAACUGUGAGCACUUCGCUAUCUUCUGUAAGACUGGUCAGUAUAUGCCUUUGCAAGGUGGACAAGUAAAUUGGACCUUGGAUAUGCUCCAACCAUUCAUCUCUUUCCCGGCUGCCGUAUUCGUUCUGGGAGGGAAUAGGAAUUAGAGCGCUAUAAUUGA